GAUUUAAACCAUAGACUGUAUGAUUUAAACAGAACCAGUCCAUCCCACAGGCUAUGGUCAAGCCCAGACUUUUUAAUAAUCAGUCCAUGGAUAUACCCAACCUGCAUUAUUUAGGAUUUAUGUGACUGUCAGGAUUAAUUUAAAACAUCAUGGCAGAAGACUCGGCUGUUAAAGUAUGUGUUAGAGUCCGUCCACUUAUUGAGAGGGAGGAGAAUGCAGCUUCUGAAAACGCACAGCAACCACAACUUUUUUGGAGAGCUGACAAUAAUUCAGUUCAUCAGAUCAAUGAAGGGGCUUCAGUUAAAAGUUUCAGUUUUGACCAUGUUUUUACUGCUCAUGAAACAACAGAUACACUUUACCAGACAAUUGCAAAACCUCUGGUGGUAUCUACUGUUCAAGGAUACAAUGGGACAAUAUUCGCAUAUGGGCAAACUUCAUCUGGAAAGACCUUUACCAUGAUGGGAUGUGAUAAAACUCCUGGAGUCAUCCCUUUGGCUGUUGAGGAUGUCUUUCAGACUAUUCAAAAUUGUCCGAAAAAAGAAUUUCUUCUCCGUGUGUCCUACAUGGAAAUCUACAACGAGACUGUGAGUGAUUUGCUGGUUGAUAGCUGGAAGAGGAAGCCCCUGGAGGUCAGAGAGACUCUUAAUAAAAACAUAUAUGUGGCUGACCUUACAGAGGAACUUGUAACUAGUCCUGCCCAAGCUUUGCACUGGAUAAGACUUGGAGAAAAAAAUCGCCAUUAUGGGAAGACCAAAAUGAACCAGCGCAGUAGUCGUUCACACACUAUUUUCCGAAUGAUUUUGGAAAGCCGAGAGAGAAGUGACAGUGAAAAUGCAGAUGGUGCUAUUAUUGUGUCUCAUUUGAAUUUAGUUGACUUGGCAGGUUCUGAGAGAGCAAGUCAAACUGGAGCUGAAGGUGCCCGCUUCAAAGAAGGUUGCAAUAUCAACCGAAGUCUUUUCACCCUCGGUCAAGUCAUCAAGAAGCUAACGGAUGAAAGUCAAAGUGGAUUUACAAACUACAGAGACAGUAAGCUGACACGUAUCCUACAGAACUCUUUGGGCGGAAAUGCCAAAACUGUCAUCAUUUGUACAAUCACACCUGUUGCUUUUGAUGAGACCCUCAGCACUUUGCAGUUUGCCAGCACUGCAAAGAAGAUGAAGAAUGACCCGCAUGUUACUGAAGUAUCAGAUGAUGGAGCGCUGCUCAAAAGAUACCGCAACGAAAUUGUGGACCUCAAGCGUCGUCUUCUUGAGGUGUCAUCUGUAACACAGACCACAGCCACAGAGAAAGAACUACUUUCUCAACUUCUACAAGAAAAGGACCAACUACAACGAGAGCAGGAGGACAGGAUCAGAAAUCUUACGAAUUUGUUGGUUAGCUACAACCCCAACCAAGUGACUGGUCGACGGGCACCCAAACGCAGGGUUACCUGGUCAGGUAAAAUGAUCAAACAGACAGCCUGCCCUAGUGCCGAAUCUUCAAUCAAAAAAAGGAAAGCAAACUACUCCUGUAUUGAGCCAGAUGAAGCUUUUUAUCCUCAUUGGGAGAUUCUUGAUGAGGCUCCAGAAGACCUGGAUAUCAGUCAAGCAUCUAUAACAAUUCGCAGCCUUGGAGACAGUCCACAAGACUUUGGGCCACCAGAACAUCUGCGAGAGUUGUCCCAGAAAAUAGCCUCUCUUGAGCAACAACUGCAAAUGGAGAGCAGCCAGAAAAGUGAGGCUCAGUCAAAAUUGAAGGCACUGGACGACAGAGUGGCUGAGCUUGAACUUCAGCUACAGAGGGAGUUACAGCUCAAACAAGAUGCCUCACAAAUGCUAACUGUGGCACAACAACGAGAGGCAGAGCUGGAUGUAGAACUAAGGGCACAGACUGAAGAGCAGAUGCAGCUGGAGGAAAAGAUGACCAUUUUGCAAUUGAGAAUAGCUGACCUGGAGAAAGGACUUCAGGAACCUACAGACACUGAAGAUAUUGAUCAGGUAAAGAGACAAUUUUCAGAAGCCAUCCAACUGUGUGAAACUCUUGCAUCAGAGAAGGAUGUAUUGCUUACUGAACGCAAUUACCUAAAAGAAGAACUAGGACUGUCACUGGAGCAAAUUAAAACUCUUGAAAAAGAGAAUGCUAAUCUUUCACAAGAGCUUGAAGAGAAGCGAGAGACUGACGAAUUUGAAAAUCUAGAAGAGCAAAUCAGGAAAGAUAAUGAGGAUAAACUACAGGAGGAAAUAUCAAAACUGAAGACAAUUAUUGAAUCCUCAGAACAGAAACAAAAGGAUUUACAGAAUGAACUGGAAGCCUUGUCAGUUGAGCUAAAAAAGAAAUGCGACUUUAUCGAGGAACUUAAAAUAAUGAAAGGAAAAGAUUUGGUUCAAGAGGUUACAAUGCUUCAGCGCUCUCUAGAUGAUGCGGAAAAGAUCAGCAUGGACACGAAGAAGGAAUGGGCUUGCCUGCGUUCUCAAAAUAUUGCUCUGGAAGAGAAAAAUGUAACGCUUGCUCUCAAUAAUGAAAAGAAUGAAAAUGAGGUGACCAGGCUGCAUUCCCUGCUUGAGAUGGAGAAAUCCAAAUUUAAGAAAAUGCAAUUUGAUCUUCAGAAAGAGUUAAAUAUUGCAUUUGAGGAGAAUAUUAAACUGUCCACUCUUCUAGAUGGCAAAAUACCUAAAAAUAUGAUUGACAAUGUUGACCUUGAGAGGACUGUGACAAAGCUAAGGAAAGAACUGACUACUUGUCAGGAGGCCAGUGCAGACCUUCAGGUCAAGCUAGGAGAGCUACAGGAGCUUCCUGUCAAAGUGGCUGAACUGAUGAAGCAGCUUGAAGAAAGUCAAUGUGUGCAGGUGUCCCUGACACAGGAGUUGCGUGAGAUCCAUAAGCUAAAGAGCGACUUGGAGGAGAAGCUUGCUGAUAGUGAAGAAGCUAGAAGAACUGAUGAAGACAUUCAGAAAGAACUUGAAGAACAACUGGACAAACUGGCUGCAGAGCUGCAGAGUGUGCAGGCCCAGAAGGAGACCGCCAUGUCUGAAUGGGAAUACAGGCUUCAAUCAGUCUCUAAUGAAAGAGACCUCCUGCAGCAGCGCAUUGAUGAGGUAUCAGAGGCCCAAGGUCUUGUGCAGUCUCUUCAAGAUGAGAUCCAUGAAGAGAAGCAAAAGUUGUGUCAAGAGGAGGCACUUCAUCAGCAAAGAUUGGAGGAGUUAGAGCAGAAAAUGAGUGUUGUGUCCCAAGAGGCAGUCAGGCUACAGCUGGAGAAGGAGGAGCACCUGUCAUCUUUUGCCCUUCUGAAGGAGGAGAGAGACCAACUCAAGGCAGAUCUGAAAGAGAACAUUGAAAUGAUGGUUGAGGUCCAGGAUGAACUUAGGGUAAUUCAGGAGAAGAACAAAAAACAAAAGGAGUAUAUUCAGAAGCUGGAGGCAGCACAGACCGCCCAAAUGUGUACUCCUGCUCAGCCAGAGGAACUCGAAGCACAAAUGAAGACAUUUAAAGACGAACUUGAGCUUGUACAAGCAGACAAUGAGAGGUCUAAAGAGGAGAGGGACGAGCUUGUGUCCAGACUGAGUUCUCUCACUGAGGACCGAGAUCGGCUGCAGGAGGCUCUGGACACACUUACACAGGAGAAGGAGCAGCUCCAGCAACUCCUGGACAACAGGCCAAACAUGGUUUCUUUGCAGAGUGAGCUCAAUCAAGCAGAGACUCAAGAGGACAUGGCUAUACUUCAGCGAGAGAAAGAACAGCUUCAGGCUUCUCUGCAGACUGUCACUACAGAGAAGAGCCAACUGGAAUACGACCUGCAACAGAAAAUGCUGAAGAUGAAUGUUCUUGAAGAGGAACUUGAGCGUGUACAAGCAGACAAUGAGAGGUCUAAAGAGGAGGGGGACGAACUUGUGUCCAGACUGACUUCUCUCUCUGAGGACCGAGAUCAGCUGCAGGAGGCUCUGGACACACUUACACAGGAGAAGCAGCAGUUCCUGGACAACAGGACAAAUAUGGUUUCACUUCAAAAUGAACUCAGUGAGGCAGAGACACAUGAGGACAUGACCAAACUUCAGCAAAAGAUAGAACAACAUCAGGCUUCUCUGCAAACUGUCAGGGCAGAGAAGAGCCAACUGGAGAGUGACAUGCAGCAGAACACACAGAAGCUUGAGGAGACGCAGAGAAUUGUACAGUCUUUGGAGCAGAUGCUUCAGGAGCAGAAUCAAAAGAACUUGGACUUGGAAAGGCAGAUUCAAGACAGAGCUACUGAGCUGGAAAGACAGACAAUUGAACUUGAGCGUGUACAAGUAGACAGUGAGAAGUCUAAAGAGGAGAGGGACGAGCUGGUGUCCAGACUGAGUUCUUUCAAUGAGGACAGAGAGCAGCUUCAGCAGGCUCUGGACUCACUUACACAAGAGAAGCAGCAGCUACAGCACCUCCUGGACAACAGGACAGACAUGCUGGAACAGCUUCGGGCUUCUCUGCAGACUGUUAGUGCAGACAAGUGCCAACUGGAGCGUGACCUGCAGCAGAACCAGCAGAAGAUAAAGUAUCUUGAAGAGGAACUUGAGCGUGUACAAGCAGACAGUGAGAGGUCUAAAGAGGAGAGGGAUGAGCUUGUGUCCAGACUGAUCUCUCUCACUGAGGACCGAGAGCAGCUACAGCAAACUCUGGACACACUUACACAGGAGAAGCAGCAGUUCCUGGACUGCAGGAUGGACAUGGUUUCUUUGCAGAGUGAGCUCAAUCAGGCAGAGACCCAAAAGGACAUGGCCAAACUUCAACACGAGCUGGAUCAGCUUCGGGCUUCUCUGCAAACUGCCAGUGCAGACAAGAGCCAACUGGAGAAUGACCUGCAACAGAACACGCAGAAGCUUGAUGAGACUCAGAGAACUCUACAGUCUUUGGAGAAGAUGCUUCAGGAGCAGAAUCAGAAGAAUUUGGACUUGGAAAGAUGGAGUCAAAACAGGGACACAGAGCUGGAGAGACAGACCAAGGAACUCGAGCAUGUACAAGCAGACAUUGAGAGGUCUAAAGAGGAGAGGGAUGAGCUUGUGUCCAGACUGAGUUCUCUCACUGAAGACCGAGAGCAGCUGCAGCAGGCUCUGGACUCACUUACACAGGAGAAGCAGCAAUUCCAGCACCUCCUGGACAACAGGACUAACACACUGCAACUUGAGCAGAUUACUCGGCUGAAUGAAUCUCUGCAAUUGGUCAGAGAGCAGAAGAUUCAUUUGGAGGAAGAGUUGCACAGUAACUUAAAGAUGGUUUCUCAGUUAAAUGCUUCUCUCCAUGAUGUCAAAGAGGAAAAGAGUCGUCUGGAAGACAAUUUACACAACAAUUUGGAAUUGACUUCACAAAAGCAGGAGCUCUUGAGAUUAGUUCAGGAGGAGUUGAGUGAACAGAAAAGAAUAAACCAUGAGCUAGCUCAAGAGCACAGCUCAUUAAACCAACAGCUUCAGAGUCUUACAGAGAGACUGCAGAGUGCGGAGGUAGAUGGCUCCACAGAGGACAAGAAGGAACUUGUGUCCAGACUCAGCUCUCUCACUGAGGACAGAGAGCAGCUGCAGCAGGCUCUGGACAACAGUGUUGAAAAGGUGGAACUACUUACAAAGGAGUUGGAGAUGUUAAAGAAGAAAGAGCCUGAAGCACAAGUUUUGCAGUUACUAAGUGAAGCCAACCAGACUAUUUCUAAUCUAAGAGAACAGCUUAGCUCUCCACCUGAGGAGGGCCCACUGUCCCUACUCCUAGAUGACUCAACUCUGCACCUUCAGAAGUCAUUUAAGAAGUUCAAGAGGUUUGCCGAAAUUUGUUCAAACAAUACGUCCUUGAAAGUGAAAUCCAAGGUCUUCCAGACUCCAUCCUGCUUUAGCUCCUUGCCUAAAAGCACCGUUGAUUCUUUUCAUGUGAUCAAUCAUUUGAGUGGGCAAGCUCUUCAAAAUUUGACUAUCAUGUCUGAGAAUCUGCAGAAGUAUGCCCUCAGGUACCAACAGUUAUUUGAAGAGCUGGUAAAGAAGGACCUAAUUGUGUUUGAGGAGAGGCGUUUGCAGGAUGUCCUGCUGUGCAGAGCACAUGCACCAAGCUACUCCAUAAAAGACAUGGACUUUGUGUUGCAGUGGAAAAUGAGGCUGAAGGAGGUCCUCGAAAAGAGGCAGCUGUACCUUGAGAAAAUGGACAGUACUUUCGAUAGAAUUUCAGACUUAUACCGCAGUGAGCUUUCCACUGAGUUCAAAGAAAAGGAAAGGUUUGAGACAAAGCUUCAGCAGAUGUGUCGUGGAGAGCCUAUAGAUGUCUCUGCGCUGGACUCAUUCCUGGGCACUGAGCAACAGCUCCGUACCACUCUGCUUCAGAAAAGGAACAGCCUUUUUAAGGCUGUCACAGAGGAACACAGUGGCCUACUGAAAGAGCUGACUCAGCAGGUGGCUCAGGUACAGACUCUGUUUGAAGAUGAGAAGAGUAAGAGGUAUACUCUGCAACAUGGACUGGAGGGAGCACCUCUCAAAACACAGGCGUCUCUCAUAAAAGACAAUCAGAAACUGCAGGUUCAGCUACACACUGCCCAGGAUCAUAUUCGGAUACUGAGCUUAGAAAAAGAGGAGCUGCAAAAGGCCCAGGUCAAAGCAGAGCAUCAAGUUGCCACUCAUAAAGAAGCCACUCAGCUGCUGCAGACAGAGCUGCAGGACACUUGUGCAAAACUCCAGGAGAGGGAGUGCACCAUUGAAGAGCUCUACACCCGACUACAGCAGGCUGAGGCUGAGAGAAAUUCUUCUGCUGACAUUGUGAAACUGGCAAAACUUAACAAUAAGAUUUCCAAACUGGAAAUGGAGCUCCAGUCAUCAUCAGAAAAUAUUCAGAAGCUGACAUCGCUUUUAGAUGGAAAGGAGACAUCACUCAGGAGGUUGAAGGAAACCCUCCGAUCGCAGCAGCAGAGAGAUGAAUUCUGCCUGGAGGGAGAGGCUCUUCAUGCCCGUCUGGUUCAGCCUAAAGGUGUGGCUCAAACUAGUGUGUUUGUGGAAAAGGGCAGACUCGAGGAGGAGGCGAGACAACUCAAACUGAGAAUCACUGAGCUGGAGAGCCUGGUUACCAGUCUGCAGGCUGAGGUCGGCAAGUGGAAGCACCGUGCCCUCAAGAUGAGGAAUGACGUUGAGACCAAAUCCAAUAGGGAGCUACAUCCAGGAAGCCCUUCAAAACGGCCCCGGUGUGACUCUCCCAGGAAAAAUCUGCGCUCCCCCCGGAAGGCCCUGGACUCUCCGGCUCUGACACUCCUCAACUCCCCCAAAAGCAGGUUCUUUGACGGUGGAAGCAGCUCAGAGUUUCUUGUUAGAAACUGUCCAAAGCAGUUCUUCGAUAACUCUCGCCUUGGGACACCUCCAGUUGCAGAAGGCGCCGCAGACGUAAAACAAGAUUGGCUCCAAUGGCCUAUGUCUCCAAAAGAGGAAGAGAUGUGCAAAAAACAAUAGGACGUUGCUGCUUUUUAUUUAGUAUUGUUUUAUCAUGAAGUAAAAUGUUUAAAGAAAUAAAGAGGUUUUUACCCAGUAAGAAA
Messenger RNA from Boleophthalmus pectinirostris (great blue-spotted mudskipper), 7498 nucleotides. It is a transcript of the gene cenpe, whose product is annotated as centromere protein E. Lineage: Eukaryota; Metazoa; Chordata; Actinopteri; Gobiiformes; Gobiidae. Gene Ontology annotation, biological process: microtubule-based movement; mitotic cell cycle. The coding region runs from base 150 to 7415 and encodes 2421 amino acids. Gene Ontology annotation, molecular function: ATP binding; plus-end-directed microtubule motor activity; microtubule binding. Gene Ontology annotation, cellular component: microtubule. The record is from RefSeq and is a predicted model, not a curated record. The transcript is spliced from 57 exons.